Messenger RNA from Cynocephalus volans (Philippine flying lemur), 2133 nucleotides. It is a transcript of the gene ATF7IP2, whose product is annotated as activating transcription factor 7 interacting protein 2. The record is from RefSeq and is a predicted model, not a curated record. Bases 61 to 2133 code for a protein of 690 amino acids. NCBI's taxonomy places the organism in Eukaryota, Metazoa, Chordata, Mammalia, Dermoptera, Cynocephalidae. Gene Ontology annotation, cellular component: transcription regulator complex; nucleus. Gene Ontology annotation, biological process: regulation of DNA-templated transcription. The transcript is spliced from 11 exons. Gene Ontology annotation, molecular function: transcription coregulator activity; protein binding.
GGUGAGGAGAGGUUUUGAGGAGGGCAGCAGCUCGAGAGGCACCGCUCUAGGGUAUGAAAGAUGGCAAGUCUGGAUAGAAGUAAACGGAAGAUAUUAAAAGCCAAAAAAACAAUGCCUACAAGUUGCCGGAAGCAAGUGGAGAUCCUGAAUAAAUCAAAGAAUUUUGAAGCACUGAAAACAACAGGAGUUGGAAGUAAUGUUCCAAGUGGUAAUCAGAAUUUAAGUAUUGAUGCCGUAACUAAGAAAUGUAGGCACUCUGAAAAUGUUGCUUCCUCACUGGCCUCUAACAAGAAUUCAAUGUUCUCACAGAAAAGUAAGGAAUUCCCUCAGAAUUUAAUAAAACCUAUAGAAGAACUUGAGUUAGAAACAAGAUUGGAAUAUAUUGAUGAACAAGUUGUGUGUCCUUACCAAAAGCCAAGUAAAACAAUAGAUUCUCCCAACAAACUUUUUAUACAAGAGGCAAAAGACUCAUGGAACACUUAUGAAAAUCAUUCUGAAAACCAUUUUGAAUAUCAGGCAAAUGUAACAAGAUCCUUUUCUGAACAUGAAGGGGAUUGUAAUUUGAAAUCCAUUUGCUGUGCACCCAUUAUAUUGAGGGAUGUAGUUCAAAUGCCAAAGACUACAGUAGCCAGUACUUUGGAUGAUAAGAGAAUUGACAAGAUGGUUUCCCACUUAGAAACGAAGGCCAACUUGGAGUCACAUGAUAAAAGCCAACAUAACAACUUUUUAAGUUCACACUCACGUUUUGUGCUUGUUGAGAAAAUACCUAAUUUGGUGAACUUAGUCACUUCCAGCAUUUGUGCUGCCGACAUUUCGAAAACUGAAGAAUGUAGUAGAACCUGUCAUGCCAGCAUUUCAAAUUGUGAAAGUACAGACUCAAUGUGGCCACCAUCACUUGACACUGAUAGUGAUAACAGCCAUAAUCAAAAGAAGAGGAUGUUUUCAGAAAACAAAGAAAGUGUUAAGCGCAUGAAAACUUCAGAGCAAAUUAAUGAAAAUGUUUGUGUAGCUCUGGAAGGGCAAACAGCAUUGCUGGAACAGGUCAAACAUUUGAUUCGACAGGAGAUCUGUAGUAUAAGUUACAGACUAUUUGAUAACAAACUGAAAGAAUUGAACGAACGCAUUGGGAAGACACAGUGCAGGAAUAAACAUGAAGCAAUAGCUGAUGAACUCUUCGCAAGAAUAGCAAAACUUCAAAGACGUAUUAAAAAAAUAUUAUUAUAUCAAAGGGAUUCUUUGGAACCAAAUGUGUUGUCCAGUAAUACAGCCUGUAAGGUCCCAAAUUCAGAGACCAUGAAUUUGGAUGAGAAUCAAGAGUCAGUUAAUAGUCCAGUUGAAAGGAUGACUUCUGUGAACUGUGAACCUUCUAAUCCUUCAGAAAAAGCAAGUGGAAAAAUCAGUUUGUCACUGGAUAGUAAUGAGUCUGUUUCUGAAAGUAACAAUGAUGAUGUUAUGUUGAUUUCUGUGGAAAGUCCUCGUUUGACAACUCCAGUUACAUCAGAUCCAACAGAUAUUAGAAAAAUUACAUCAGGAAAGUCCAACGAUUCACCUAAUCCUAAAACUGAAGUUGUGAAGAAGAAACUUAACUCUGUAAUUGAUUUGACAAAAGAGGGCCUAUCCAACUGCAACACAGAAAGUCCAGUGUCCACCCUGGAGUCACCUUCGAAAGCUGUUUCAAACUCAAAAGAAACAAUCCCGGUGGCACAAAAUGCAUUCCAGGUUCUUGAGUCCUUUGAGCACCUGCCACCUCUCCCAGAACCACCAACACUACCACCUGAACUGGUAGACAAAGUCCGAGACACGCUUCCUCCCCAGAAGCCUGAGCUCAAAGUGAAACGGGUGCUGAGACCAAAAGGCAUUGCCCUGACUUGGAACAUCACCAAAAUCAAUCCCAAGUGUGCUCCUGUGGAAAGCUACCAUCUCUUCCUGUGCCAUGAGAACCCUAAUAAUAAGUUGAUUUGGAAGAAAAUUGGAGAAAUUAAAGCUUUACCGCUCCCAAUGGCCUGUACUUUAUCACAAUUUUUAGCUUCCAAUAAAUAUUAUUUCACUAUCCAAUCGAAAGACAUUUUUGGGCGAUAUGGGCCAUUUUGUGAUAUAAAAUCUAUCCCCGGGUUUUCUGAAAAUCUUACCUAA